GGAGCUUAAAACACGGCAAGAAACCCCUCUUUUACCCACCGCAAUCGAAUCAUCGUCUUCUUGUGGGUACGAGCAGAGAGAUCAAUCAGAAAGAAACAUGGGAGCAGGUCGUGCAGUUUCAAUCUCAUUAGACGGAGUGCGGGACAAAAACUUAAUGCAAUUGAAAAAACUCAACUCUGUCCUGUUUCCUGUUAGAUACAAUGAUAAGUAUUACGCAGAUGCUCUUGCUUCCGGCGAAUUUACUAAGCUAGCAUAUUACAGUGACAUCUGUGUUGGCUCAAUUGCAUGCCGGCUUGAGAAGAAGGAAGGUGGGGCUGUUCGUGUAUACAUAAUGACAUUAGGUGUUUUGGCACCAUAUCGUGGCCUAGGUAUUGGUACAAAGCUGUUGAAUCAUGUUCUUGAUCUAAGCUGCAAGCAGAACAUUGGUGAGAUAUACUUGCAUGUGCAGACAAACAACGAAGAUGCCAUAAACUUCUACAAGAAAUUCGGGUUUGAAAUCACGGAAACGAUCCAUAACUAUUACACAAACAUUACGCCCCCCGACUGCUACGUGGUUACAAAAUACAUUGCCCAGCCUCAAUCCAAGAAAUAGAUGGAUUCAUGAAAAGAAGUGUGGAGUGUUGAGAUUGUCCCAAUUGGACACUGAUUCUUGUUAUGGAUGGUAGAAAUAUGUAAUUCUGUUUUUGAGGCCCAUUUGUUCUUCUAUCUUUGUUUGAAAUUGAAACAGUGGUGAGUAAAACUCAUGAAUUUAAUCAUUUCUGUAGAAUGAUACACUGUUCCAACUUGAGAAUUUAAAUCACACAUUUAUUUAUUAAUCA
This is a messenger RNA of Cynara cardunculus var. scolymus (artichoke), 818 nucleotides long. Its product is annotated as N-alpha-acetyltransferase 50. Gene Ontology annotation, molecular function: N-acetyltransferase activity. Gene Ontology annotation, biological process: mitotic sister chromatid cohesion. Gene Ontology annotation, cellular component: cytoplasm; NatA complex. Lineage: Eukaryota; Viridiplantae; Streptophyta; Magnoliopsida; Asterales; Asteraceae. The record is from RefSeq and is a predicted model, not a curated record. The transcript has 3 exons. Bases 98 to 592 code for a protein of 164 amino acids.